Molecule: messenger RNA, 1152 nt
Organism: Periophthalmus magnuspinnatus
Lineage: Eukaryota; Metazoa; Chordata; Actinopteri; Gobiiformes; Gobiidae
Product: zona pellucida sperm-binding protein 3-like
Exons: 9
Coding region: 74-1021 (315 amino acids)
Biological process (GO): egg coat formation; positive regulation of acrosome reaction; binding of sperm to zona pellucida
Cellular component (GO): extracellular matrix
Molecular function (GO): acrosin binding
Source: RefSeq, a predicted model, not a curated record
AAGAAGCUGUGCUUGAUUAGAUUUUGCUGCAGUGAAAAAAGGCAGUGGAACCAUUGACACUUGUCCAGUCACAAUGGCUACCUUUUGUCAGUUUUCCUUUUUUAUAGCUUUUGGCACUCUUGUUUCAGUGUAUGCAGGUAACAAGAUGAAACUGGACUGUCAGCAGGAUUUUGUUUCAUUGGUAUGGACAGAGACCAGACCACAAGUAGAUACCUCACUGUAUCGCCUGGGUAACUGUUUUCCCACCAGCGUAAUGGCCACUCAGGCAAUUUUUAAAGUCGAGCUUAAUGCUUGUAAAUUCAGGCGAAUGGUCACUGGAGAUCUUCUGCAAUAUAACAAUAAUCUUACAUAUGUGUCAUCUGAGUCACAGUUUCUUCCCUUCAGUCACCCGGUUACAUGUGUUUAUCAAAGGCCGAAGGACUGGUACCCUAUGAUCUAUAAUCCUUUUUUUGAGACAUAUGGCCAAGGAGAACUUCUUUUCCAUGCUAAAUUCAUGAACAAUGAUUUCACAGGGCCAGCUGAGUCCUUCAGUUUUCCUUUAGGCUCUCUUAUCCCAAUUAUGGCAAGUGUGCAGCAGGCAUCUCACCAGCCAUUGCAGAUCUUUAUAGAAGAAUGUGUUGCUGCCACCACACCACAACUAUUACCAAAUGGUGAUAAAUACACAAUAAUAACCAAUAAAGGAUGUCUUGUGGACAGUAAAGUCUCACGCUCAAGAUUUUUACCACGCCAAAAAUCAUCACAAAUCCACGCAUUACUCCAAGCUUUCAGGUUUUCAACUGGGGAACAGGUAUACCUUCAUUGCACAUUUGUGGCAUGGGAUCCUGUUGGAGUUGAUAAGACAAAAAAGGCCUGCAACUAUAUCCAAGGCCAUGGGUGGGAACUGGUAGACAACCCCUCAUAUAGCAGUGUCUGUGACUGCUGUGAAUCAAGUUGCAAUGCAAGGAGGAGGAGAAGUACUUCAUACGGAAAUCAUGAAAUGGUUCAUGAAGCAGUGCUUGGACCAAUCACAAUUACUGACUGAAGUCUUAAUUUACCAUUUUACUAUUCAUUUACAACAGUACGCCUUCAUUAACCAACACCCUCUCUGAUCCAGAGACUUUUCUAAGACAACUCCAGAAAUGCAUUAUUUUAUUAAAAAACUGAAAAGUUCCA